Scophthalmus maximus (turbot) is the source of this 2968-nucleotide messenger RNA. It is a transcript of the gene mycn, whose product is annotated as MYCN proto-oncogene, bHLH transcription factor. NCBI's taxonomy places the organism in Eukaryota, Metazoa, Chordata, Actinopteri, Pleuronectiformes, Scophthalmidae. The record is from RefSeq and is a predicted model, not a curated record. Gene Ontology annotation, molecular function: RNA polymerase II cis-regulatory region sequence-specific DNA binding; protein dimerization activity; DNA-binding transcription factor activity, RNA polymerase II-specific. The transcript has 3 exons. Gene Ontology annotation, biological process: regulation of transcription by RNA polymerase II. Bases 175 to 1599 code for a protein of 474 amino acids.
GAGUGUAUAACACACUGCAGCCAGCCACAAUGUGUGUCAGAGGACUGUCUGUGCUCCCAAAGUAGAUGACUGCUCCAAAUCUGGUGUCUGUAUUACUGACUGCGAGAUUGGAGAAGAAUCGGUGCGCACAUUCUCAUCCCAAGUCAGAGCGAGGUUUUGCGACUGUGGGAUAACAUGCCGGCGGUCACAAGUAAAAACUCCGAUUUGGAGUUUGACUCCUUACAGCCGUGCUUCUACCCGGACGAGGACGACUUCUACUUCUGUGGUCCCGACUCUGCGCCACCGGGGGAGGACAUCUGGAAGAAAUUCGAGUUGCUGCCCACUCCGCCCCUCUCCCCGAGCCGAGCCGCGCUACCGGGGGAGCCGGCGACCGCCGACCAGGAAGCGGACCCGCUGGGCUUCGGCUUGGGGGACCCCCUGGACUGGGCGUCCGAGCUGCUGCUGCUGCCGGAGGACGAUAUCUGGGGCGCGUCCGACGACGGGGACCUGUUCGGCUCCGCUUUGGAUACUAACCCCAACAGCAUCAUCAUCCAGGACUGUAUGUGGAGUGGCUUUUCCGCCCGGGAGAAGCUGGAGCGGGUGGUCACGGAGAAACUCGGCAAGGCUAUUUCCACGGCCGCGGCGGGCGGCAGGAGCGCGUGCGUAAAGGCGCCGGAGGUGGUCAGCAGCAGCAGCAGCAGCUCCAUGUCGGAGUGCGUGGACCCGGCGGUAGUGUUCCCUUUCCCGGUCCACAAGAAGAACGGCAGCAGGGUCUCAUGCGGGGCCGUUAACACACCCACAGCCCACGGGAGCGCGUCCAGUGACUCCGAAGAGGAAGACGACGACGAAGCAGAAGAAGAAGAAGACGACGACGAGGAGGACGAUGAGGAGGACGAGGAUGAGGAGGACGAGGAUGAGGACGAAGAGGAGGAGGAGAUCGAUGUGGUCACGGUGGAGAAGCGGCGCUCCACAAUCAACAAGGCGUCACCCAUGGCGACGGGCACCGUCACCGUCUCUGUGCAUCCCAAGAGUCAAGACGCGAGAGGAGCUGUCUCAGGGUCCGCCGCGAUGAGCCGGUUCGUCAGCCGAGCUCCUCAGGAGCUGAUCCUGAAGAGGAGCUCGGUCCACCAGCAGCAACACAACUACGCAGCCCCCUCGCCGUACGCCUCAGACGACGAUCCCGCGCCGCCGCCAAAGAGGCAAAAGACAUCCGAGGCCCCGCGACCUCCCACCAGAACAAUCUCCUCAUCCUCCUCGUCUUCCCCCACGUCCUGCAGCUCGGUCACCUGCGCGUCAGGGCCGCGCAGCAAGCGCAGCAGCAGCGGGGACAGCAGCCCGCGCGGCAGCUCCGACUCGGAGGACAGCGAGCGCCGGCGCAACCACAACAUCCUGGAGCGCCAGCGCCGCAACGACCUGCGCUCCAGCUUCCUGACGCUGCGCGACCACGUGCCGGAGCUGGCGCACAACGAGAAGGCGGCGAAGGUGCUGAUCCUGAAGAAGGCCACCGAGUACGUGAGCUCGCUGGAGACGGAGGAGAUGAGGCUCCAGCAGGAGAGGGACAGACUCCAGGCCCGCAGGCAGCAGCUGAUGCGCAGGCUGGAGCAUGCAAGGACUCGCUAACAGACAAACCGAUACAACACAGAAACACUCACAUAUACCCUGGAUGACCCCCUCUUGUCUCAACUCAGUCUGAAACAAUAAGACACGCACGCACGCACACACACACACACACACACACACACACGCACACACACACACACACGGGCCUUUUCACUUCAGCACAGACACAUCGGCCUGCAUAUCUGUUGUAUAUGUGCGCACACACACAAACACAAUAUCUCAGAGGACGUUCAUCUUCAGAUGUCGGCACACACCUGGAGGAGGAGGAGGAGGAGGAGGAGGGGGGAUUGCUGGAGGGAUGCUCGGACUUUCACUGCAGCCACUUUUUUUGCACAUUUGUUGACAUUAAGAAUGUUUAGGGUUUACUUUUUUCCAAUCGAGUCACAUUGAGGAAAGAAAAAAAAGAGUGAGGAAGGAGAGGACACACUUUUUUUAGGUCUUCCCUUCCUCUGGUUUUUUAUAUCAUUUCUAUUUGUAUCUUGUUUUUUUUUGUUUUUGUUUUUGUACUCACUGUGACACCAGCCCGGAAUCAGGUGAUUCCCACAGGGACAGGUGUCAGAGGGCACUUUGCUUGGAGAGUUCACGUACAAGAAGCAGUGCACAUUUACUUUGCCUUCACCACUGCAAAAUAAACUGAAGAGACUUUGACGACUGAGGCGUAAUGGGUCACAUAAACAAUGCCACUACAGGUUCUCUUUCUCUCACUCCUCUCACACUGGUGCUCAAACCAAGUCAGUGGAUGUAUAAAACUGUGCACCUUGCUAGCCGACACUUUUGUAUAUAACAAUAGUGUACAGACAAAAUACACUCAGAUCUGCCUUGUUUUGUAAUACAUUUUGUCCUUGGUUUUUUUUUAUACAUGUCAGGAAAGCUGCCAAUAACUAGACUGGAAGUUUAUAUACCUUUAAAAAGUACUGUAAGGCCUCGAUUUUUGAGAGUCAUGAAACUUUGUAAUAUAACAAUAUAUUGUUUUUAUCUUCUUUUUCUUUGUAUUGUAUCAUAUUACUAAUUCUACACACCUUUAUGCUUUUAGUGUGAACCUGAUACAUACUAAAUUUGAUACUUAUAUUUUCGUAUGAAAAUGAGUUCUCGGUAGAUAUCACUUUAUCUCGUCAUUUUUUUCUCUCUCUCUCUCUCUUCUAUCUCAAACAAUUCUUUUGUACAGCAAAUGUGUUCUAUCCCUCAUGUACCUGGCCUUUUUCUUUCUUCCUCUUUUGUUUAUAUUUGUAACUAUCGGGUGCAUAGAACUGGGUAAACGGAUAUAAGAUGUUUGUUUUUUUCAUUUUUAAAAUGUACAUUUAGUGCUGCAACUCAUAGCACUUUGAAAUACCUCAUUUUGAAAAAUAAAUAGACAUCGUAAAAAACCUUG